AUGAAUGGAACCCAUUUAGCAAGCACAGCAUCAAAUGGAACGUAUAGCGAGUCGUUCAAUGGCAAUGGAACCCAUUUAAAGUCCUUGGCGGUCCCUACCACCAAGGAACAAUUGAAUGAAUUGCUUGACAAGUACUACCGAUUACUCAAAACCUCGAGAGACCACAAGAGAGACUACGAGUCUAGAAAUGAAAUAUCAAUAGAUUCGAUCACCCCUUUUGUGGACCCUACCGAGAAGGAAAGGGCACAGAUUGAGAAGGUAUUGAAGAAGAUAUCGGAUGCUCAAAAUGAAUUCAAGAAACAAGAAGAGGCACUCUUUGAGGAAAUUUCUUCGCAACCGAAAGAGGAUAAGUUGGACGUCGAGUUUUUUGGCAAACAACUUGCAGGUUUACAGUUACUUUCCAAGGACUACGACUUGCCUGAAUCCUUACAAAGGGAUUACCAAUCGUAUUUGAAAGACGAAGUAGAACAAGAAUCUGUGGGUGCCUCCGUGGAAGAGAUAUUCGACCAUUUGGCCAAUUUCAACAAUGUCGACUUCCAAGAGAAGGCCAAGGGCUUAGGUUUGAAUAUUCCUGAAACUAAUACUAAUUCAGACCCAGUAUCAGGACAACUUGGUAACUUUCUCACCGAAAAACUCAUUUCCAAUAAAAUUGCCAACCACACAAAAACCUUGGAAAACUUGCCUGUCAACUUGGGUACCUUUAAUGUAGGCGAGAACACUGAUCAAUUAGACGACUUGAAAAUCAAGGCUCUUGUUGAAUUGAAAGCUUUGCGCUUACUUCCAAAACAGAAACAGUUGAAACACAGCAUUAUUGUCAAUGAAGCCACCCAAUCCAAAUUUACUUUGCCUAGUUUGAUGAACCACCCAUUGGCACUUCAGGAAAAACGUUCUUUUAAUGUCAGACCCAAGCUGGAAAUAAAUAACCCUCACUUGCUUGCUAUUCAAUUGGAAGAACUCAAGAAGUUGGAGGCUCUGAAAUUGAAGCAUCAAUUGCAUGUUGCUAAGAUUGAACAGAUUUUGGAGACUUCAAGUCUGAUACGCAGUUUUAAAUCUCUGCGUCAACUUUAUAGAUCCACCACUUUGGCAAGACAAAUCACUAAUUUCCACCAAAAUACAGAAAAAGAAGAAUCUAAGAAGUUGGAAAAGACUGCCAAGCAAAGAUUGCAAGCCUUGAGAGCUAACGAUGAAGAAGCUUAUAUCAAGUUAUUGGAUCAAACCAAGGAUCAUAGAAUUACUCAUCUUUUGAAGCAAACUAACCAGUUCUUGGACACCUUGUCUCAGCAAGUGAGAGCCCAACAAAUGGAGAGCGAUAACUCAGCAGAAGCUCCUCAGGAGGAAAUCAAACAAGACACGGCUGACGAUUUACGUGAAAAGAUUGAUUAUUACCAGGUCGCACAUAGAAUCAAAGAAGAAAUUACUGAACAACCUACAAUUCUUGUUGGUGGAAAGUUAAAGGAGUAUCAAUUGAAAGGUUUACAAUGGAUGGUUUCUUUGUAUAAUAACAAGUUGAAUGGUAUUUUGGCAGAUGAGAUGGGUUUGGGUAAAACUAUCCAAUCUAUUUCUUUGGUUACCCAUUUGAUUGAGAAGAAGGGAGAAGAUAAAUUCUUGGUGAUUGUACCUCUUUCGACCAUCACAAAUUGGACAAUGGAAUUCGAAAAAUGGGCCCCAGCUGUGAAGGUCAUUGUAUACAAGGGUUCUCCUCAACAAAGAAAAUCUAUGCAAUGGGAAGUGAGACUGGGAAACUUUCAAGUUUUGUUGACAACGUACGAGUAUAUCAUCAGAGAAAGACCGUUGUUGUGUAAAUUCCAUUAUUCCCAUAUGAUUAUUGAUGAAGGUCAUAGAAUGAAGAAUGCAAACUCCAAGUUGUCCAUCACACUUAACCAAUAUUACAGAACGAAGAACAGAUUGAUCUUGACUGGUACUCCAUUACAAAAUAAUUUGCCAGAGUUGUGGGCCCUUUUAAAUUUCGUCUUACCUAGAAUUUUUAAUUCUGUUAAAUCUUUCGAUGAAUGGUUUAAUACUCCAUUUGCAAACACAGGUACUCAGGAAAAGAUUGAAUUAACAGAAGAAGAAUCCUUAUUGGUUAUCAGAAGAUUGCAUAAAGUUUUGAGACCGUUCUUAUUGAGAAGAUUGAAGAAGGAUGUCGAAAAGGACUUGCCUGACAAGGUGGAAAGAGUCUUGAAAUGUAAUUUGUCCGGAUUGCAAUACAUUUUAUAUCAACAAAUGUUGAAGCAUAAUGCAUUGUUCGUUGGUGCUGAUGUGGGUGGUGCAAAGUCUGGUAUCAAGGGAUUGAAUAACAAGAUCAUGCAAUUAAGAAAGAUUUGUAACCAUCCUUUCGUCUUUGAAGAAGUUGAAUCAGUACUUAACUCGACUAGAUUAACUAAUGAUUUAAUUUGGAGAGUCAGUGGUAAAUUCGAGUUGUUGGAUCGUGUUUUGCCAAAGUUCAAAGCCAGUGGGCACCGUGUGUUGAUGUUUUUUCAAAUGACUCAAGUGAUGGAUAUCAUGGAAGAUUUCUUGAGGUGGAGAGACAUGAAGUAUUUGAGAUUGGAUGGUGCAACCAAAGCCGAAGACAGACAAGAUAUGUUGAAGGUUUUCAAUGCUCCAGAUUCCGAUUACUUCUGUUUCCUUUUGUCUACUAGAGCUGGUGGUUUAGGUUUGAACUUACAAACAGCCGAUACCGUGGUUAUUUUCGAUACUGAUUGGAACCCUCACCAAGAUUUGCAAGCACAGGAUAGAGCACAUAGAAUUGGUCAAAAGAAUGAAGUCAGAAUUUUGAGAUUGAUCACCAAUGAUUCGGUCGAAGAAGUGAUUUUGGAAAGGGCUCACCAAAAGUUGGAUAUUGAUGGUAAGGUUAUCCAAGCAGGUAAGUUCGAUAACAAGUCCACUGCUGAGGAACAAGAAGCUUACUUGAAGAGAUUGCUCGAAGCCGAGGCCGAUGGAGAUGAGAAUGAGGAAAAUGACUCCUUGAAUGACGAGGAGCUCAAUGAGCUUUUGGCUCGUAAUGAUGCCGAAAAGGAGCUUUUUGCCAAAAUCGACGCACAAAGAAGGGCCGAACAGACAUCAGGAAUGUCCAGAUUGAUCGAAAAAGCCGAAUUGCCAAGUGUGUUCACUGAAGACGUAUCCAAGCACUUUGAAAAGAACGUCAAGGAGUUGGGACGCAAAAGAGAAAAGAAGAAGGUCAAGUAUGACGAUGGCUUGACGGAGGAGCAAUGGUUGAUGGCAAUGGACGAUGACAACGACUCUGUGGAAGCGGCCAUAGCCCGUAAGGAAGCACGCAUUGCCAGAAGAAAGAGAGGAAGAGCACAGGAUGGAGGCUCGGACGAAGACCUUGACGACGACGUUCUUGACGACGACGAAGCGGUUGAUGAGGACGACUUCGAGAGCGAGGAGCCACGUAAGAAGAUCAGGCGUGCCAAGACCCCCCAGGUGGACGAGAGUAUUCUCGACUCAGGCAAGGUAGUGGAUGAGCUUGCCUUGCAGUGCUACGGGGUGAUUGACGAGAUCAUGCAGCUCAAGGAUCCUGAAGACGGGCACAGUGUGGCUGAAAUCUUCCUCAAGUUGCCUUCCCGCAAGUUGUACCCUGACUAUUACCAAAUCAUCAAGCAUCCCGUGGCCAUUUCUUCAAUCAAGAAGCAGAUUGAGCAGGAGAAGUUCGACACGUUUGAGGCCUUUUUGGAGGAGGUCAGAAUCAUGUGCCGUAAUGCCAAAACCUACAACGAAGAGGGGUCUUUCGUGUACACAGAUGCGUUAGCCAUCGAGGCCGUGCUUGACCGCCACGCCUAA
This is a messenger RNA of Suhomyces tanzawaensis NRRL Y-17324, 3783 nucleotides long. Its product is annotated as RSC chromatin remodeling complex ATPase subunit. Gene Ontology annotation, biological process: positive regulation of transcription by RNA polymerase II. The record is from RefSeq and is a predicted model, not a curated record. Gene Ontology annotation, cellular component: nucleus. Bases 1 to 3783 code for a protein of 1260 amino acids. Lineage: Eukaryota; Fungi; Ascomycota; Pichiomycetes; Serinales; Debaryomycetaceae. Gene Ontology annotation, molecular function: histone binding; ATP binding; DNA binding. The transcript has 2 exons.